AUGUUUUUUACUUUUAAAGAGGACUUUUGCAAAAAACUUGAAUGCUUUGGAGAGGGUGAUCGUGAAAGGCUGCUUAAAAUUACCCUGGACAAUGAACUUCCUAUUAAACACAGGACCCUAUCCGCUCGUCUCUUUAUCAAGCUGGCAGGCCCUAUUUCGUUUGGGGAAUGUGAAGACGAAGCCUUACUUUGUGGCUCAAUCCUUGAGUGUAGACCGGAGAUGCUAAAUGAAAUGCUCCAAAUGCUCACAAAAUUUAAAGAUCAGCUAACUGUUCCUGUAUUAGAAGCUGCAAUGUCUCGGUUGCGAAGGUACGUGAAGAAGGAAUCUGCCGUUGAUAUUUCGCGUAAAGUCGCCUUAUGUGCUCUGAAAGUGAUUUUUCGGGGUCUCACGAUUCAUCUUUCGGCUUCCAGCUUAGGUAAUUUAAAGGCCGUAUUGGAGUUACAGCGUUGUUAUGGAAUUACAGCUUACGAGUUCUGUUCAGCAGAAAAUAUUCUAUGUGAGGUUUUACGGAGGUCUUCAAAGAAACAAUUUAUUGCAUCUGUAACAAGCGAUUGUGUUUUGUCAUGGGCAACUUCUGGGUUAAGAUAUGGCAUUCAGAAAUUCUGCUUGUUUCUUGCGGAUGUUUUGUCGUCAGAUAAUUCGAUUUGUCGUGCAAGUGCAGGCAGUUACUGGUUGGCACGUUUGGAGGCGUUUUUGAACUUAAGACCUAUAUUCGAAGCAGUUGUAACCAUAUUGGAAAAUAGAUUAGUUGAGUGUUCAAAAAAGUUAGUUGUAAAAGAAGGGUUCCAUCAACUGACUUGCAUCGAUUUUGAAUGGGAUUGGAGAGAGGAAGAAGAGUUUUGGACGUUGUCUGAUCGUCUUUUGUACGCUUGGAUCUCAGCCGAGGAAGUUUUGUUGAAAUUUCGGACUGCUGAUUUGAAAGUGAAUGAAAUUUUAUAUCUUGAUAUGUGCUUAGGAGCGUGUCAGCCAGUUAUUCGUUUACGAGCGUUUCGUUUGGCAGGAAAGUUGACUAAAACACUUUCAAUUCGAGAGAAACAGUUACCGUUCAUUAAUCUUGAAAGUUUUACGAUUGAAAAUAUGGGCACAGACAAUCCUGCUUUGAGGAAAAUGGUGGUGGAGUAUGCUUGGAAUAAUAUGUGUGGAUUUAGUUCUGAUUUUGUGUGGAAUUUACUCCUGAGGAUUCAACAUGGAUGGAAUUCUCAAACGGUUCAUUCAUCAUUAAAAAUGCUUUUGAAGCUGAAGUCUUUCGAAAACAUUUCGCGAGAUAGUUACUUGGACCAAGUAGUGCGUUUGGUCACCUGUUCAGAUUCUGAGUUAAGAUGUGCUGCUCUUCCUUUACUUCCUGCUGUUCUUGAUGACUGGUCAAUAACGUAUUUCAAAAAUGAGCUGGAGUUUGCUUUUUAUAAUAUGGAAGGCGACUUUUCAAAGAUAGAUGAUUUCGUUAAGCUACUGCUUCAUUAUGGUUGUGAAGAUUGGCUCCUGUUGAAAGCGCACAGUAAUUCUUUUUCGAAGCCAGGAUUCACGAGAUUUAUAUAUGCAUUGGUUGAAAUGCGAGGUGAAUUAUUCACGGCCCAGGACUUUACCAAUUUUUUGACUGCGUGUUGGGAGCUGGUUGAUAGAACUUUACUUUCAUGUGGAAGUAAUUACGCUGGGGAAUGCCCUUCACUUUCGGAUUUGAGAACCAUUUUGUCUACAAAGGAGACGCCAGGUGUUGUUGGGACAGACGCGACGACACGAUCUGCUUUUGAUGCAUUUUAUUGGAACUUACGGUGUGCAGCUGAACUUACCACUUUUCUCUGUAAGAAGUGUAAAGUAUCAUUUCCCGAUGUGGCCCGUACUUACGAAACUUUGUGGAAUAUCCUUUUGAGAACCUACCAUAAAGGUGUAGUGGAUAAUGUUGCUAAUUGCUUUGAGGAGCUCACAACUUACUGUCUUAAUCAAGAAACUUUGAAUGAGCUCCCAAAGGAUUUUUACGAAAAGGAAAACAUUAGAGCAAGUCGAAAAGUCGGUGCAGACUUAAUUCUACUUUCUCAAAAGGAUUCUUUCUAUUUUGUUUUAAUGUCACCUUGUUUUCGUGGAAGGAAUGUUGAGAGGUGUUUUAGAUGCAGCUAUCUAAAAAACGAUGAGACUAAUGGUGACCUUUCUCAGCAGUAUCCACAAAUUUUCAACGCCCUUAUUGAUGCUUACGGAACGUCUACAUCAUGGUCAGUGAGAAGCGCUGUUUUACAUUGCUUUGCUGUUUUGGUAAAUUCCAUUUCCACCGCUCGAGAAGGCUUUAAAACUCCACUCUACAUCUUAAUCAACUUUCAUAAGCAAUUGUGGGAUGAUCUGCUUCGCCGUCUGUCCGCUUCUAAUGCUUGCACAAAAGAUACUCUGCUGCUGUUAUCGUUACUUGAAACUUUUGAUUUGGUUGAUACUUCUUUUUAUACAGCAGAAGAUUUAAGAGGCGUGCGCGACAUCAGACUAGUAGGCAAAUGCCUUAUUCAACUCACUCCUAAUCAUCGACAACUGGAAGCUAUAUUGGAACCGCUGCUUAGAAAAGUGAUGCCUGCAAAUCUCCGUUUUGCAGUCAAUUACAUUCGCACCGGUAUAGCAAGGAAGUCAGGGAUGGUAUUUUCACUUCUUGAUCGAAGUUUAGAAAGUAAUAGAAUAAGUAAUGCGUUGCGAGAAAUCUAUGAUGCUGAAAAAAUUGUGACAGCAUUUGAGUCAGUGGUCAGUUCUCAAGAGCAAAUUAGAAAUGAAUUUCAACAUGUUUUCUGCGGUGCCGAAAAUGCUGCACUUUCUUCCAAAGAAAUUAUGAGACUUCGUGCAGCUUUUAUUUUUAGAAUAAUUGCGAAAACCAUUAAAAAAGGAUUUCCCGAAUUAAAGACAAGAUAUACAUGUGAUCUAGAACUUAUUGAAAAACAAAUGCCAGACUUGGAUACGCAAGGCAGCUAA
This is a messenger RNA of Enterobius vermicularis (human pinworm), 2937 nucleotides long. The record is from the annotation of a GenBank genome assembly. NCBI's taxonomy places the organism in Eukaryota, Metazoa, Nematoda, Chromadorea, Rhabditida, Oxyuridae.